ACAGGUAGAGACGCGCGCGCUUUUGGAGUUUCCUUCGCGGUGAAAAUUUCUAAACUCAACUGAAAUUGAAAUUCUCAGCUCAAAAAGUUCUGAAAGCUGAAAAUUGCUGCUGCAGAAUUGCAAUAAAAAAGACACACAGAUAUAUAUAUAUAUAUUCAGAGAUAUAUAUAUGCAACACUGUUAGUGUAUUAGUUUCUGUGUGUGAGAGUGUCUUCGAUACGCAGUGCCCAGCAGCGUGCCGCACUAAAAAGCGUACUACAAGCGCCAGUAGUCGCUCCAAUUGACUUUCGCCCAAAACGCAUUCUUCAGUUGGUCGUCUGCGUCGUGCGUAACGUACCCACACUAACGGUAAAUGUAAAGUUUUGCCAUCAAAAAAUUUAUUACAAAGCCAGUGUCUUUAUGAAUAGAGCUAGACAGUCUGCGGAGUUCGCGAGAAACGCAACGUUAGCCGUUAAAUAAUAAUAAAGUAUGCAGUUAUAAAGAAAACUUAAACUCAAGUCAAAGUCGAAGUCGAAGAAAACAAUAACAAAUACAACAAAUAAGUGUUAUUAUAAUAAUAAUAAAAAAAACUUUGGUGACCUCAGUGUCGUGUGUGUGUUGGCUUAUCAACCGGAAGUAGGCACUAAAAACCGUUACACUCAUAUAAUUGAACAGCGCCUCAGUAGCUCAUUAAUAAGCGACCCCGAAAAAUAUUUAAACAAGUUGUUUGAAAAGUGAAAAGCAUUCCGCGUAAUUUUGCGCGAAAAACUUUCCGUUCCGUUGUUUAGCGCGUUGCGGCAAAGUUUCGACCGCGUCGACGUGUGUCUUGCACUUGGUAUACUUGGGGAAACUUUGUAGCCAACUUUUUAAAGUUCAACCGAAGAAAGUUUUGAAAUUAAGUUGCCAGCCAUUUCGAUUGUUUUUCACCGUUAUUGUGCGUAAAGUUAACGGUGGCAUAGUUUUUGGUCGAGAACGGCAGUGAAAAAAGUGUUGAAAAGAAAAAAAAAUAUUUAAAACAAAAAUUGUGCCAGUGCUCAUAAGUGAAAAGUGUUUAAUAACAAGAAAAAACUAACAAAUCAAGUGCAGUGUUUUAAAAAAAAAAUAUUUUGAAAAUAUUUUGAAAAUCAAAAAAUUAAAUUAAUUAUUUUCAAAACUAGCCAACAAUGCUGCUCAUAUGCUCUAACGCAUUUUAACGCCAUAAAAAUUCCGCUACGCUACAAUUUCCAACAUUGAACGACAUUAGAUUCGUUACGAUUUCGUCAUGGCAUUGUCCAAACGACCACUCACCAAGGAGACCGCUUUGGCUGAAAACAAUAACAACAACAAUAAUAAUCACAACAAAGCCGAGGAACACGAAACGGCAGUGAAGCGUAAAAAGCGCACCAGUCGCGAUGAUGAAGCGGCCAAUAACAAUAAUAACAACAACAACAGCGGCAAAAGCGAUGAUAAAUUGUCAACGUUGCCACAGAAGAAGCGCGCUGUAAGCAGCGGCAAUAAUAACAAUAACAAUAUGACAAAAACAAACACAACGUCGCAUGAUGUUGCUAUGCUGCAAAACUCGGUGCAUAACAACAACAACCUUAGCAAUAUCACCACAAUGCAUUCACCAGAUCGCACACCACCAAUGGUCAGUACAACAACAACGACCAAAACGACCGCGGACGAUCAGGACGACGAGACGCUCAUACGUGAAACACAAGCGGCACUCAAAAGCCUCUCGGGCAGUUGGCCCGCCGAGGCGCGCAACAAUCUGUACCGCCUGCAGGAUCAGGACGAGAAUCCGCCACCCUUUCAGAAUCUCUUCGAGGAGAAACAGAAGUAUGGCACACAAACGCUAGGCUCCAACAAAGAAACACAUUUUCACACUGAUCUCUUACGUUUCCACAGACAAAAGGAAAACGAUCAGGCGCGCAUCAACUCACAGCACUCCGAACACGCCACGUUGGACGAACGUAAACGCACCACAGCCUUCUCGCAAGCGUCCGCCUUCAAGCCACCGAACGAUAUCAAACGUAAUGGACUCAUACCCUAUCCGCCGGGCGCAACAGUUAUGACGUCAGUGGCAUCCACUUUACCGCCACCACCACCGCCACACUAUCCCAUCUACAGCAACAAUGACUCAUCGGCUGCAUACCUGAGUUAUCAGCCACACGCGUUGGGCGAUCCCAACGCAAUGUCCAUGCUGCCGCCCGCGCGCCCAACGCCCACAAACGCCGGCAGCAAUGGCUUCGAUAUCGCCUCGCAAAUCGGCGCCAAUGGUAACAAAAUCACAGAGCUCAAGCCGGCACUCGCCAGCAGCGUGGAGUUGCAUAAGCACAGUGAAGCGCUUGGCGCUGCGGCUAUGGGGGGAGCUGCUGCGGGUGCAACGGUGGGCGAUACCAAGCACUACACCAUUUUGCAACCGGCUGGUGUGGGUAGCCGUGCCGCCUCGGUAAUGCAGGAUAUAGCGCGUGAGGGCGUUGUGACAGCGGUCACAGCUGUGGGCAGCAACAAUAAUAACGGUGGUGGUGUUGGCGCGGCGUUGAGCGUGCCACAGCCGACCUACUCGCCGGGCAGCCUCAAUCGUAGUGAUGGCACCAAGUGCCCCACGCCAAGCUGUAACGGCCAAGGACAUAUCACGGGGCUUUACUCACAUCAUCGCAGCUUGUCUGGUUGUCCAAAACGUGAUAAAGUCACCUCGGAAUCUGUGGUAGACACAUUCAAGUCCGAGCCGAAGGAGUUGCAUCAUUUGGAAAAGUUAAAAAUCGCCACGAAUCAAUACUUGAACAACAACAACAUCAGCUGCAUCAACAACAAUAGCGGACACGUCACGACUGGCAGCAACAACAGCAGCAAUAAUAACAGUAAUACUUCCGCCAGCAGCAACAACACACUCAGCCACAACUCGAGCUCGACGGCGACGACGAAUUCAAGUGCGGCGAGUAACGCAAUGCCAAUUAUCAAAUCGGAAUUCAGUCCGGUCGCCAGCGUCAAGUCCGAAUACAAUAAGAGCCCCAUGCAUCCAUACAUGAACAAUGCGGACAGCACUGGCGGUGGUGGCCCAACAGACCGUUCGGCGCCCAAUAGUGGCACUGUGUCCACUACGAACUCAGAUAAUUUGCACGCGCCGCACUUGAGUGGUGUCCGAAGUGCGACCGGAACACUUCAAGCAUCCGGCUACGUGAGCAUGCAGCAGCAACAACAACAGCCACCCCAACAGCAGCCACAAACGCAUACAAUGGCCGACCCACAUCAACAGCAACAUCAACAACAACAGGCGCAACAACAAAGUCCACAUAAUCAACAUCAACAACAACAGCAGCAGCAACAACAACAACAACACACAUUGCAUCAACAACGCGGUCCAUUCAUCGAAGACUCAUCAGCGUUAAUGAUGUCCGCCGGCAAUGGUGCUUCCGUGAACGGUGCCGAUGCCUAUCGCACCGACGGUCAUCACGAUGACACACAACACCAACAGCAUCAACAACACCACUACGAACAUAUGCGCUAUGCGCAACACAUGGUGAAUGGUGGUGGUGGUGGUGAUGGCAGUCUUGGUGGUGGCAAGCCACCCAGCUCGGCUUAUGGCCAGGAAAUGCUCACAGCCAAUGGUGCACCUUCCAAUGCGCUGUCGCCCAAUGCACGCGCCUACGACAACAACCCACCCACAUCGCUCUCAUCGGCCGCUGCUGCAGCAGCUUAUGCUGAUGCCACCAGUGUGUCCAGUGUAGCCGGUAUGCCGACGGCCUUCGAACGGUACGAUCCCAUUUGCAAUGGUCAGCGUCAGGGACCACCCUCGAAUAUGUAUCACUAUCUGCCACAGUCCGCUGACGAUCUGCAAGUGCAGCAACAGAAAUACUUGCAAGAACAACAAAUGUUAAUGGCCAAAGCAGAGCAUGAUGAGCUCGCCAACGGUGGUCCGAUAUAUCCACGUCCCAUGUAUCACUAUGAUCCGAGUAUGGGCCCAUUGCCACCGGGUUUCUCCGCCAUUAAUUUGUCAGUGAAGAUGGCAGCGGCCCAGGCAGCAGCCGCCGCGGCAGCUUAUCAGAAUCAACAACAGCAGCAUCAGCAACAACAGCAACAGCAGCAGCCGAAGCAAAGCGGUUCACCGUCACCACCUGGCGCUCCGGUCGUAGAUUUGUCCGCAUCCGCCUCGGUGACUUCGUCCAGUCCGCACGGUUUCAACUCGCCAGCAUCACAUAAUCAGUACAGUCAACGUAUGGGCGCCGGUAGUCCACAGCCUGGUGCGAGCCCCAAUAUCGCCAGUCCUCAAGUGCCAAGUCCGCAGGGACAAACGUUGGAUUUGAGCGUCACACGCCUGCCACACAGUAUUAUCACCAGUCCACAGUACGGUGCACAUCCCGACGGUCUAGUCGUCGGCCAUCCACAAGGUUUUGGACCAGGUGUACCACCAACCGGCGCCAACGGUGCGCCACGUUCACCACAAAUGGAACCGGUCGAUUUCAGCGGACCACCACGACCACUUGGUUUCGGGCUGGUCGGUCACAUAGGCGGACCGCGUCCAUAUAGUCGCGAAUCGACACCGGACAGCGGCGGUUCACACUACAUCGACAGCUAUCGUGAUCCAAGUGGCUACUCACCUCAUCCCGGCUAUGGCAUGGUCGUGCAAUCUGAUUAUCCCCCAGCCGGCUAUCAUGGCUACGGUCCAGCCGCAUAUCAAUGCAGCAAUCCUUAUGCGACUGCUGUCGGUCCCGGCGGAUAUCCGACACCCGUAUCGGGCGGCUACUCACCCAGUCCAGCAUCGUGUUACUCCAUGCCGCCGCCACAGCAUAUACCGCAACAUGACAAGACAAAGGAUAGUUUGACUGGAUGCACGCGCAGUGAUCGCAAUCAUCUGCAGCCCCAUUCGCAAGAACUGAAAUGUCCCACGCCCGGCUGUGAUGGUUCGGGUCAUGUUACCGGCAAUUAUUCAUCGCAUCGCAGUUUAUCGGGUUGCCCGCGCGCCAACAAACCGAAGAGUAAGCCACGCGACGGACAGGACUCAGAGCCGCUGAGAUGUCCCAUACCCGGCUGUGACGGUUCUGGUCAUUCCACUGGCAAAUUCUUAUCGCACAGAAGCGCCUCCGGCUGUCCCAUCGCGAAUCGCAAUAAAAUGCGCGUACUCGAGGCCGGCGGCACCGUAGAACAGCAUAAAGCGGCCGUCGCUGCGGCGACUGCGAUGAAGUUUGACGGUGCGUAUGCUCAACAUUUUGGUUGUGGCAGCGCUGCCAGUCAAAGCAUGAAGAAACCGAAAUUCGAUGAUGUUACAAUGGUCUAUCCCAAGGGCUAUACAGGCAUCGAUAUGAUGAUGGGCGGUGUCGGCUCCGCUGUCUCCUCAUCCGCUUCCGUUUCGAGUAAUCACAGCAACAGCAGCAACAACAACAACGCGUCUGUAGUGAGCUCAACAGCUGCGCUGGGCAAUGUCUCGUCGUCGGUGACCGGCACAGCUACACUGCCCGACAGCUUGCAAGGCAACAACACUGCCAACAAUAACAACAACAACCCCGGCAAUAAUGCAACAAAUAAUAACAGCAAUAACAACAAUAACGUGCCCUCAACAAAUGGCGGCGUCGGCGGCGGCAAUGGCAGCGGCGUGGGCGAAGACUUGAACACACUCGAAGCGGAGAUCUCGGAAUUGCAACGGGAGAAUGCACGCGUCGAAUCGCAAAUGAUGCGUCUCAAGUCCGACAUAAACGCCAUGGAAUCACAGUUGCACACCAGCGAUAGGGAGGCUUCUCCGCUGAGUACUCAUCAACAGCGUAAUCUCGCUGCGGUGACUAUCAAUGCUGGAGGAGCAACAGCUCUUGGGAGCGUCUCCUCCAGCGCCUCAAUCGCGUCCCCGCUCAGCAAUCACAACGGCAGCGGCAACACGACCAACGGCAACGGUAACAUCAACCUCGGUAGCAGUGGAGGAAACGGAACCGGCAACAGCAUCAACACGAACACCCUCUCCAGCACAAACAUCUCACACAGCCUCGCCAGCAGUCACGCCGCCGGCACCAUAGGCAGCCACAGUCACAGCGGCAGCUACUUAACACCACCGCCCAGCGUCAGCAUCAGCACUACCGCCUCCUCCACCUCAGCCAGUAGCGGCGGCGGUCCACCCACAUCCAGUUCCUACUACGAGAGUUUACGCAACAACGUGAUCACACUACUUGAGCACGUACGCCUGCCGCCACCCGGCAGCAAUGGUGGCACAAGCAUGAGUGCGAGUCCACUGGGUGGUGGUGGCGGUGGUGGUAAUAAUGUGAGCAGCACCAGCUUAGGCGGUCAUCCCACGGAUGGUAUUGGCAAUAGUUUAUCCUCGAAUCUCGCAGGUUUACCCGCCACCGCUGAGGUGUUAAGUAAUCAACAGUUGACCAGCGCUUACGGUGUGCCACAUCCAACACAUCCCACGCUCAUACCGCCAAGUCCACUGCCCACAGCCUCUAUUGCGCCAACGAAUGUGGUUAGCGGUGCUGUGUCGAUGUACGCCGCGCCACCACAUCAUUUAGCCGGUACACAUCCGGGUAUGUUGGGACCACCACCGCCGCCACCGCCUCCACAUAGCGCCGGAAUGCCGCCACAUCAUCCAUACACGGUGCAUCAUCCAGCGGGUUAUGCUCACCAUGAACCCUUCGACUCAUACAUAUCAAAGCUGCAGUCACUCUGUGUGCCACCCGAUGUCUAUGCGCUACCCGAUGAUGGCAGUCGUGCUGUCUACGAUACCGUCAAGCCGAGUUUGCAUCAAGACUACACGUUAAUGCCGACGCCGAUAUAAACGUGGAUGAGACGUGGGCUGGAGUGGGAGCGUGACUAUUGGGCUUAAUUAGGUGGAAGUGUACAGUUUAGCUGGGAUGCUUUCGGGGAAGGUUCAAACAUGGAAUAUUGGGCGAGAACGUUCUCAAGAUAUGGAACAUAGGACGUGAAACUAGAUAUAGAACUUAGAACGAGAAAGCGCUGAAUGAAAGUAGUAAGAGAAGUGUAAAUGCGGUAAGUGUAAAUUAUAGUAUAAUAUAAUUUUAAGUGGUGCGAGGGUUAGGUAACCUAUAUACCUAUAUAAGUAUGUAUAAAAAGUAGCUAAAGUUGAGAAACGUAUAUAAGUACGAGUAUAGUACCGACUUAUCGGGAUACAUUAGUAAAGCCUUCGAGGACAUAACUCCAUUUCAAGUCUUUUUAAAAAAUAUACUGAGAGCUUUUUGACCUAACAUGUCUGGAUGUACAUAAAAUAAGCUGAAUACGAGUCUCAACCAAGAAGCUUUCACUCUUCAAAUUAUGCAUAAACCAUUCUAAAUUGUUUCCAGAUCCCAGUACGAAAGUUAAAACCUUUUAUGGCUAUGGAAAAAUAGUGUUAUAGCUUCAUCCAUGAAAGCUGUAUUGGUGAAAGCUUCGUCGAAAGCUCUUAUAAUGAAAAAGCUCUUAUAAUGAAAAAGCUCUUAUAAUAAAAUGAAAGCUCGUGUACAGUAAAGGCAAAUAAGAAGAUAUCUUCAUCAAUGAAAGCUGUAUUGGUGAAAGCUUCGAUGAAAGCUUCGGCGAAAGCUCUUAUAAUGGCAAAGCUCUUAUAAUAAAAUGAAAGCUCGUGUACAUUAAUGUCAACUAAGACGAUAUCUUCAUCAAUGAAAGCUGUAUUGGUGUAAGCUUUGGUGAAAGCUUCGACGAAAGCUCUUAUAAUAAAAUGAAAGCUCGUGCAUAUUAAAGGCAUCUAAGGCGAUAUCUUCAUCAAUGAAAGUUGUAUUGGUGAAAGCUUCGAUGAAAGCUCGUAUACAUUAAUGACGGCUAAGAAGAUAUCUAAUGUUUUUGCCAAUUUACUUUCAUAUUUGUUGUAAUUUUGUAUAUAAUUUAGUAGAAUAAAAACAAAAAUAAAUAUUUAGAAAUAUGAUCACUAUAAGUAUAGCGAAAAGACAGGUAUCAAGCAUUAGCCUUACAAAAUCCAUUUAAAAAAUCUGUAAAAUAUUUACUAUUUAUUUUGAAAUUAUCAACGAUUUCUAACUGUAUAUAUUAUAUAGAUGUGUAUUUGUAAUUAUGUAGAUAAAAGGCGAUAACUUUAAGAAUAGUCAGAGAUUGAAGUAUGUGUUCGGGAACUAAAUGCUAGUCAAAAUACUAGUAAAGUAACUAGGUAUUGUACUUUCUAGAUAUCUAUAAUAAUAGAUAAUCGAUCUAUGCGUACUCAAAAUCUAUGUUAUUGUUGUUUUAUACAGUUAAAGCAACAAAUAAGUAUAGAACCAGUUUCACUGUAAAAAAGUAUACGAAAAUAUAGGUCUCUGCGAAAGCUUUCUGCUGGUUAAGUUUUAAAAAAAGCUUCGGCGAAAGCUGUAGAGACAUAUGUUAUAUCAUCUAGUCUUAUAUUACUGAGAAAGAAAGUUGGUGGAAAAUGAGUAUGCAAGUGGCGCAGUAUAUUAUAAAUUGUAUAUACGAGUAUAUUUCUUUGAAAAGAUCAAAUUUGCUGCUUAAAUUCGUCAAAACCCUAGAAAGUAAUGUGCUCAAUUGCUAAAUGUAUGUAUGUAAAUGUAAAUUAUUUAGAAAUAUUGAAUUCAUAAUUGAUGUGCAGUUCCGCAAUACAGCGAAGUAUUAGAGAAACCCCCCACUAUUUCGCUAUGGCUGAGUAAAUAUAUAUACACUAUAUAUAUAUAUUUAUGUAUAUAAGAUUGUACAUAUGUACAACUAAAACUUAUGUAUGUAUGUUUCUAAGUGUGAAAUAGGUUUUCUAAGCACCAUUAGGGGUAUUCCAGCUUAUAUUAAAUAAUUUUAUAAGAAAUUUUGAAAAAAAAAAUUUACUUGUUUUCUGUUAAUAUUAAAAAGGGUGUAAGUAGAAAUAUGUAAUUUUGAAAUUUGUAAUGAAAUAUCAAGUUGUUUUUGUAUGUUGUUUUCACACACACAUUUUUGUUGUAGCUAAUUAAAGUAUAAAGUAAUAAUAUAAUUAAACUAAAAAUAAAUGAGAAUAAUUAAGUAUGAGGAUAGUAUACAUAUAUGAAAGAAGUUUAAAUCAAAAUUUGUAUUUAAUUCAAUUAGACUAUUUCAAUAAGUUGUCAAACAAGUAAAAAUAAGAAAUUAUAUAAAAAAUUUAAUGAAAGUAGAUGAAAAUGAAGAAAUUGAAUUGAAAAUAAAUUUAAAAAAUAUAAUAACAAACUGUAAAAUACAAAUAAUAUUGAGUGUAAUGCGUACUAAUUUAUAUUAAAGUACAUAAAGAUAUAUAUAUAUAUACAUAUAUAAUAAUAAAUAUGUAUAUAUAAGUAUGGGUCUGUAUGUAUAUAUAAACUGGCAAUAUGAAAGCUGUUCUUGCGUGUAUUAAAAAACAUUAGUAAUAUACUUAGCAAAUAGCAACAACGCAGAUAUCAACUAAAGUGCAAUAAAAAUAGUAAUUUUAAGUGAAAAUAAGCUUAACUCAAAAAUGAAAAAAUUAAUAGUAAAGUAUACAUUAAUAUUUAAAAAUAGAAAUAGAAAAAGAAAAAUUAAAAGUAAAAGAGAAAAAGAAAAAUUAAAAGUAAAAGAGAAAAAGAAAAAGAAAACGAAAUAAAGCUCAAAAUAAAUAAUAUAUUGAAAAAAAAGUAGAAAAAAAAUUAAAAAAAUAUAUAAAAAAUAAAAUUUUAAAUACUCAAAAAAAACAAAAUACAAUUACAAAAACAUUCCAAAAUUUUGUCAAUAAAAAUUAAAAAAUAAAUUAAAUUUGUAAAAAAUGAAAUCAACAGUGUCUAAAUAAGACACUUACAGCAACACUGAAACUGAAUAAUAAAAAAAAAAAUAAAUACAUAUAUAUAAAAAAACAGUUAAAAAUAUAAAUAGAAAACUAUAAACAAAAAAAAAGCAUAAAUUACGCUGAACAUUUUAAUAAAAAAUAUAUUUAAGAAAACAACAAAAAAGCACAAAAGCGCUGAUUUCGCAUAUUGUAUGUAACACAUCAUAACGACAACUCUAGUAUUAUUAGACAUAAGCAAGUGUAGAAGAAAGAAAACUCAAGAAAAAAAACACAAAAACAUAUUUAAACCCUACUUAUCGACACUAUUGGAAUAAGCCAAAAGCGAAAUAACAAGAGAUUGUAUUGAUAAAUGAUAAAUAAAUGUUAAAAUCUAAUUUAGAGAUUAA
Zeugodacus cucurbitae (melon fly) is the source of this 10017-nucleotide messenger RNA. RefSeq lists its product as uncharacterized. The transcript is spliced from 13 exons. Gene Ontology annotation, molecular function: RNA polymerase II cis-regulatory region sequence-specific DNA binding; DNA-binding transcription factor activity, RNA polymerase II-specific; zinc ion binding. Gene Ontology annotation, biological process: regulation of transcription by RNA polymerase II. Gene Ontology annotation, cellular component: nucleus. The coding region runs from base 1241 to 6718 and encodes 1825 amino acids. Lineage: Eukaryota; Metazoa; Arthropoda; Insecta; Diptera; Tephritidae. The record is from RefSeq and is a predicted model, not a curated record.